AUGUAUUCACUCACUCUCGUCUUACUCGGUGGAUUUUCAGUGUGCUUAGCCCUGAUUUUGAUAUGUCAGCCACCAUCGAUCUACCUUCUCCGAGGAAUAACCAACGGCCCUCUUGUCAGCCACUCUUUUGAGAAAUGGGAAUCACAUUUACUACCAGUAAACCCUCUUCCACGUCAACAUGGUUAUUUCCUUCACAUAACCGAUAUGCAUGUAGACGAAAAUUAUGUGUCAGGAGCAACUGUAGAGUCCGCUUGUCACAAGUUGGCCAAGGAAUCUGAUGUCACUUCUCAGGUAGCUGGCCCAUUAGGUGCACCUGGUGCCAAAUGCGAUUCACCUGCUCGUCUGGCACAAGAAACCCUUGAAUGGGUCGCACGCAACUGGCGAGACAAGCUAGAUUUUGUAGUCUGGACAGGCGAUAGUGCUAGACAUGAUUAUGAUAAAUCCAGAAUGAGAAAACGUAAAGAUAUUUAUACUCUCAACCGCCAAGUGACUGACAUGGUCAAGAAAGCAUUCUGGUCACCACAUCACCCAGUACUGCCUGUCGUUCCCUGUUUAGGAAAUAAUGAUGUAUUCCCUCACAAUGCGAUCGAUGAAAAAGACCAUGAUUUGUUAUCGUUUUAUGAAAAACUGUGGAGACCCUGGAUCCCGACUGGUCAGCGAAAGUCGUUUCGCCAGGGCGCUUAUUUUGCCACUCAGGUUGCACCACAUCUCCGCGUCCUUUCCGUAAAUACUCUCUUAUUCUUCAACCGAAAUCCGUUAAUAGAAGACUGUGGUUCCAAAAACCACCCAGGAGAUGUCCAACUGGCUUGGAUGGAGGAUCAGCUCAGACUAGCAAGGCGAGAGAAGGCAAAAGUCUAUAUAAUGGGACAUGUACCACCCAGUGCGCGUGAUUUCCGGCCAACCUGUCUCGAUAAUUAUAUGGCUACCGUGUCCCAGUACAGCGAUGUCAUCAUGGGUCAGUUUUUUGGCCACUUGAACAUGGAUCAUUUUAUGCUCUAUGACGCCAGUCAGCCAACCAACCAAACCUUCCGACAGACUGACGAGGACAAGGGCGGUGACCUACACGCUACAAGAGAUAUCACCGAGUACGUAAGUUGGCUCCGGGACAUGUACUCAGCCUUGGACCCGGUCACAAGCGAUCCCAAUAAGCUCCCAGACUAUCCCGCAUCUCCCUUGGUAGUCUUGCAAGUGGCUCCGUCUGUUUUACCCAUUUACUGGCCCGCUAUCCGCAUUUACCGGUAUGAAACAAACCCUAGUGCUUCCAAUUACGGGACCCUUCUUGGCUACGCACAGUACCACGCAAAUCAGGCUUCAUACGAUGCCGUACCUGGCAAACCACUUGAAUACCAGCUCGAAUACACAACCGACACUCUUUAUGGAAUGCCUGAUCUGUCGCCAAAAAGCUACCAUGCGCUGGCAAAAAGGAUGGUGAUGGGUGAUGCCAUAGGAAAUGCAACCUGGACAGCGUAUAUUCGUAACAUGUUUGUUCAAGCACGUAACAAUGAAUUUAGCUAA
Messenger RNA from Phycomyces blakesleeanus NRRL 1555(-), 1515 nucleotides. RefSeq names its product secreted endopolyphosphatase. The transcript has 3 exons. NCBI's taxonomy places the organism in Eukaryota, Fungi, Mucoromycota, Mucoromycetes, Mucorales, Phycomycetaceae. Gene Ontology annotation, molecular function: endopolyphosphatase activity; exopolyphosphatase activity. Gene Ontology annotation, biological process: polyphosphate catabolic process. The record is from RefSeq and is a predicted model, not a curated record. Gene Ontology annotation, cellular component: fungal-type vacuole. The coding region runs from base 1 to 1515 and encodes 504 amino acids.